This is a messenger RNA of Copidosoma floridanum, 1071 nucleotides long. RefSeq names its product tRNA-specific adenosine-34 deaminase regulatory subunit ADAT3. NCBI's taxonomy places the organism in Eukaryota, Metazoa, Arthropoda, Insecta, Hymenoptera, Encyrtidae. The record is from RefSeq and is a predicted model, not a curated record. Gene Ontology annotation, cellular component: cytoplasm; nucleus. Gene Ontology annotation, molecular function: tRNA-specific adenosine-34 deaminase activity. Gene Ontology annotation, biological process: tRNA wobble adenosine to inosine editing.
ACGAUGGUGGACAACAGCCAGCCGGAAGUCAACCAAAAGCCAAGACCCAGGCCCGUUCUACCGGAGGAGCUGAUCCGCGAGGAGCCGAUCCUCGAGAAGGCCUACGUCUGCGUCCUCCGAGAACGACGCUUCGCCUCGCAAGCCAUGGCCAUCCUCGCCAACUGCAAGCACCUUCCCUGCCCGCGCCACCUGAAACGCUGCCACGGCACCCGCAUCUACCUCGCUGCCCUGGAUCGGCUACCCGAGGGCAUCCACGGGCCCGCCGAGUUGCGCCAACUCCUCGCCGACCUAGGCCUCGACCUGGCCCUGCUCGAGGACGAGCUCGAGACGCCCCAGGUCCCGGCCAAGCCAGCCCGCUCCAAGGCGCAGAUGCGCGCGGCCACGGCCCACUGGCCCCUGCACUUCCACCCGGACCCGCGGCUCGAGGCCCUCCUGUCCGGGGCGGCCCUCGCCGACCUCGCGCCCCUCGAGUCCGCGGCCCAACUGGUCGCCACAGCCGCCCGGGCCGCCGUUGGCGGUACCUGCUGCAGCGGGGCCGCCGCCAUCCUCGAGCCAUCACGACGGGGCCCCCCGCGAGUCCUCGCCCUGGCCCGGGCCAGCCUCGACCGGCACCCCCUGUGGCACGCGGCGAUGCUCGCGGUCGACCUAGUGGCGCACGGCCAAGGUGGGGGCGCCUGGGACUUGAAGCCGCGGCAGCUCGAGGGGACCGGCAAACGGCUUCGGCUGAGGGUCCGCCGGCCGCUGGUCUUCCCUCCGGAGCUGGACAGUCUGAUACUAGUUGGCGAUGACGAUGAUGACGAGGAGGAGGAGGGAAAUGGAGAAGAAGCGGCGUACCUGUGCACGGGCUACUGGGCGGUUCUCGUGCAGGAGCCCUGCCCAAUGUGCGCCAUGGCGUUGCUGCACUCGCGCGUCGCCAGGAUCUUUUACGGAGUCGGCAACCCGAGGGCCGGGGUGCUGGGGAGCAGAGCUUUGCUGCACAACGUGCCUGGGCUGAAUCAUCGCUACGAGGUUUGGUCCGGGCUGCUCGAGGCCGAGUGCGCCAGGGCCCUCGAUUCGGCCACGACGAUUUAA